This is a messenger RNA of Drosophila albomicans, 1692 nucleotides long. RefSeq names its product spliceosome-associated protein CWC27 homolog. Gene Ontology annotation, cellular component: catalytic step 2 spliceosome. The transcript is spliced from 3 exons. Gene Ontology annotation, molecular function: peptidyl-prolyl cis-trans isomerase activity. The coding region runs from base 178 to 1677 and encodes 499 amino acids. The record is from RefSeq and is a predicted model, not a curated record. NCBI's taxonomy places the organism in Eukaryota, Metazoa, Arthropoda, Insecta, Diptera, Drosophilidae. Gene Ontology annotation, biological process: protein folding; protein peptidyl-prolyl isomerization.
AAAAUCCAACCAAUCUACAGAAAUUGACAAUGAUUCUGCAAAACUCCUUCGUUUUAAAGAGUAAUAUCGAUAUAUCGUUUUAAUGUAAAUAACGAUGCAGCCCUGCUGGCCUUACCAACCAUCUGUAGUGCGACGCUGAAGUAGACAACUUUAUAGUAAAAUUAGUUUUUAUUAAAAAUGAGCAAUAUUUACAUACAAGAGCCGCCCACGUCGGGAAAAGUGUUACUUAAAACGACAGUGGGCGACAUAGAUAUCGAACUCUGGGCCCGGGAAUGUCCCAAAGCCUGCCGCAACUUUGUGCAACUUUGCCUCGAGGGCUAUUACAAUGGGACAACAUUCCACCGGCUGGUGAAGGGAUUCAUUGUACAGGGCGGAGAUCCGCAUGGCGAUGGCACUGGCGGUGAAUCCAUUUACGGCCAGCCAUUCAAGGAUGAGUUCCAUUCGCGACUGCGUUACUCACGUCGUGGCUUGGUGGGCAUGGCAAAUUGUGGGAAGGAUGACAAUGCUUCGCAGUUCUUCUUCACGUUUGCGGCAACGCCAGAGCUAGAAAAUAAGAACACACUUUUUGGCAAAGUCACUGGCGACACGAUUUUCAAUAUGCUCAAGCUGGAAGAGGGUGAUGUGGAUCACCAGGAGCGUCCCAUGUAUACGCAUCGCAUAAUCUCCACCGAGGUAUUGAGCAAUCCCUAUAACGAUAUUGUGCCGCGUGCGCUGCCCAAGGCAGCAGCCAAGUCCAAAAAGAGCAAAAAGGAGAAACAAGGGGUUAAGAACUUUGGUUUGCUUUCCUUCGGCGAGGAGGCCGAAGGCGAUGAGCAAGAGACCACUAUAUUCGUAAAGCAGAAUGCGGGCAAAGCAAAGUCGCUCCAUGAUGCAACGGAUGAUCCCAAACUGAGCAAAGAGGCAAUUAAAGUGCCCAAAACAGAACGUGCUCAAAGUGAGGAGCGUUUGUCCGAUGACUGCGAGGAAAUUGAUGUCAAACCAAAAACCAAUGCCUCUGACAUCAUUAAAAGUAAGCUGGCCAAGUCCAAAAGCAAUGUGGUAAAACGUGAGAUCAAAAGUGAAUCAGAAGAUGAUGAUGAAGAUGUACUGAUGACACGAGAACAGGAACAGAAUAUGAAGAAAUCAGAGGAAAAGAACAAAAUUCGGGAAGAAAUUGAAUCCCUAAAACGGCAAUAUCAAAUGGAUAAAUUGGCAAAGGACAAGGAAGCCUCCAAGGAGUCGGAGAAGAGUGCAAAGACUGCUGGCAUAAAGGCAGCAAGUGACAAUCAUUAUAUCAAUGAUUUCAUCGAAGUAAAAGAGAAAUACACCGCUAAAACAAAGAACAAACUUAAUAACAAAGGCAAGGACAGAGAGAGCUACACCUUGGAGUUAUUAUCCAAGUUCAAGUCUAAGCUGGACAAUCUCAAGUACAAAUCAAGCGAGAAUGACGAAGCAGAUGCUAGCACCACCACUGUGGAUGAAACUGUUGUGGAAAAAGAUAUUAAGGGAGAUGACUGGUUGGCGCAUACAUUAAAUUUCAAUAGCACUGUUCCUGUAUUGGCCAAAGACGCCUCCACCAAGGGAGACGAUUGGUAUGAUGUCUACGAUCCACGCAAUCCGCUAAAUAAACGCAAACGGGGCGCAACAGAGCACAAUAAAUCAUCCGGCAAAUCGAAAUCAUCCAGAAGACAUAAUUGAUUUAUAGUAAUAAAU